This is a messenger RNA of Pseudogymnoascus verrucosus, 1149 nucleotides long. RefSeq lists its product as uncharacterized. Lineage: Eukaryota; Fungi; Ascomycota; Leotiomycetes; Thelebolales; Thelebolaceae. The coding region runs from base 1 to 1128 and encodes 375 amino acids. The record is from RefSeq and is a predicted model, not a curated record. The transcript has a single exon.
AUGGCUCCAAAAUCUAGCAUCGCAUCUCUAUCCCUGGGCCGGGCCUGGGUCCAUCCUCUGGAGGCCAAACUCGACCAAGCCGCAGCCCACAACUUUGCCGGCAUAGAGCUCUUCUACGAAGACCUCGAAUACCUCGCCAAAACCAUACCUGGCGGACCAACUCGCUCUAAUCUUCUUCACGCCGCCACUCUGACACGUGCCAUGUGCAUCUCCCGCAAACUCACUAUCCUCUGCCUCCAGCCAUUCAUGCACUACGAGGGCCUCCUCGACGCCAACGCGCACGCAAAGCGCAUUGAAGAUUUUCAGUUCUGGCUUCUUCUAUGCAAGACCCUGGGCACAGAACUUAUCGUCGUCCCAUCGACCUUUCUCACCGAAGGAGUAACGGGAGACCGAAUCGUCCUCGUUUCUGACAUGCGCGAGAUUGCGGACCUCGCUGCACAACAGCAGCCUGUGGUGCGAAUAGCGUAUGAAGCGCUGUGCUGGGGUACUUUCAUCAACACGUGGGAGGCCGCGUAUGAGCUCGUGUGUGACGUCGACAGAGUGAACUUCGGCACCUGCUUGGAUGCUUUCAAUAUAUGUGGACGAGAGUUUGCCGACCCCGCAGCACAAGAUGGACGCAUGCUCGGCGCCGAAAAAAGCCUCAGGGCAAGCCUGGAGAGGAUGAGAGAUGUGAUUGAUGUCAAGAAAGUUUUCUUGGUCCAAGUGGCCGACGCGGAGAGGAUGAGUGACCCUUUAGUCGAAGGACAUUCAUUCCACGUCGAUGGUCAGCCGACAAAGAUGAGCUGGAGCAGGAACGCUAGGUUGUUCCCUGGCGAAGAGGACAAGGGUGCAUAUCUACCCGUCUUGGAUGUCUUGAGGGUUAUCACAGGACAAGACGGACUAAGAUAUGAUGGCUGGAUAAGCUCUGAGAUAUUUUCGAGGACCCCGGUGGACCCAAGGCCAGAGGUGGUGGAAGAGCACGCGCAGCGGGCGGAGAUAAGUUGGGCAUGGAUGGAGAGGGAGUUGGGAUGGGAGCAGAAGGAAAUUACUAUCAAGAAGGUAGAUGGCGGAUCUGAGGAUUUGUCCGUGAAUUCGUUCGGCGCUCUUCGCUACCUCUACAGGUCUGUCAAAGGAGCCUUUGGGGCGUAGACGUCUUCAAAGAAAUCAUGA